Arabidopsis lyrata subsp. lyrata is the source of this 1506-nucleotide messenger RNA. RefSeq names its product protein IQ-DOMAIN 1. The record is from RefSeq and is a predicted model, not a curated record. The transcript has 6 exons. Gene Ontology annotation, molecular function: protein binding. Bases 466 to 1281 code for a protein of 271 amino acids. NCBI's taxonomy places the organism in Eukaryota, Viridiplantae, Streptophyta, Magnoliopsida, Brassicales, Brassicaceae.
AAUAAUUACACACUCUGCGUAUCUUCAAAAAGACGAUAGACAACGUGAUAAAAAAAAGAGUCGAAUCUUAAAACAUUUGUUAACAUUAAACUGUUGGUGUAACAUUUUGAUAUAACAAGUACUGAUUAUUAUUAUUACAAAAUAAAAUUAAAAAAUGCGAUUACAGCCUAAUAUUUCCAGUCUCUCCACGAGUCACGACGCUGUAAUGAUGUCUCUUUUAAAGUCUUUAUUACUUCUUCCUUACUACUACAGAGGCACAGAGCACAAACCCUUUAAUCAUUCUGAUUCAGUCACCAAAUCUCCUGUUCUGUUUUUCUGUCUCUCUGCUUCAGUCUUCUUCGCGGCCAAAACCACUUUUUCAGUUCUUUGACGAGCUUCUUUCAAGAACCUUUGGUCCUGACCUCAGGGUUAGAGCAGCAUUUGCAUACAUACAAGCAAUUUUGGUGACAAUUGGUAGACUCUGAGAUGGGUUCUGGGAAUUUGAUUAAGGCAAUAAUUAGAUUGAAGAAGAGUAAACAAGGAACCUUCAAGAGCGAGAAGAAAAAAACUAGUGCUGUGAAACCAAAAGGUUCCAAGAAGAAAGGUACUCAUUCUUCAUCACUAGUUACUCGAAGUGAGGAUUGGGCUGCGACACGGAUUCAGACUGCUUUUAAAGCCUAUAAGGCUAGAAAAAGCUUACGGCGUCUAAAAGGAAUUGCAAGAGCAAAGUUGUCAACUGAGAAACAUUCUGUGAAGAACCAAGCGGUGGUCACAUUGAGGUAUCUUCACUCAUGGAGUAAAAUACAGUCGGAGAUAAAGGCUCGCCGAGUUUGUAUGGUAACCGAAUGGCGACUGAAGAAUAAGAGAUUAGAGCAUCAGCAAAAGCUUGAAGCAAAGCUUCAUGAUGUUGAGGUUGAGUGGAAUGGUGGGUCAGAGACAAAAGAUGAAAUCUUGGAGAGGAUACUUCAAAGGGAAGAAGCUACGAUUAAGCGAGAAAGAGCCUUGGCAUAUGCUUUCUCUCAUCAGUGGAAAGCCGAUGGUAAGACUCAGUGGCUGGGAAGUUAUGAGUUGGGAAACACUAACUGGGGUUGGAGCUGGAAAGAGCGUUGGAUUUCUGCUCGGCCUUGGGAAGUAAGAUACUCAGUGACUCCUAAGAAACCAAAGAGCUCAAAGACAGUUUAUAGCAACUCAAAUUCACCGGCGAAGAGAACAGUGUCAUUAUUAUCAGUUCGAGCCAAAGCUCCAUUUCCUGGAGCUAGAAACACAGUGAAACCGCGGAGAUUGUCAUUUCCGGGCGCUUGAAGUGAAGUUAACUUUGUUCUGCGUCUAAAGAGUAUACAAGUACACUUGAAGAUUGAGGGGUAUAUUUAUUUGGUCUAUGUUCUGUCUCUGGUGUGAUGUAAAUACAUGUAUUUGUUAUGUAGGCAACGGCCUUGGUGAUUUUUCUGUUUGGUUAAUACAUCCUACUGUUUGUCUCUCAUAGUAACCCCAAGCAUAUUUAUAUUGUUUUAUGAAAAAGUCCCCCAA